AUGGAAGGAGUGCCCAAAGAGUUGAAUGCCCGAAAAGAUGAUCAGAGCGGGAAGAAGUCGACCCCUGCGAAGUCUAACGAUGAUGCUGCGCCUGUAAAUGGAAAGGGGGCAGGUAAAGGCAGCAGCAGCAGCACCUGCAACAGCGCCGGAGCCACCGCGACCACUGGGACAAGUAGUGGGGGUGCCAGUGGUUACCUAUUCAAUUGGAUAGAUCGAUUUAAUAGCCUUAAAAAGGUUGAGAAGAAGGUGGAAGAAGAACAAAGUGGUAAUGUGAAAGAGCCAAAUAAGAGUAAUGGUACCGACGAAAAAGGAGACAUGAAAAAAGGACUGAACAAUGCGAGUGGUGAUGGUGAUGCACAGAAGGGGCAAGAUGCGGAUCUCGUCGUUAAGAGUGACAAAGGCAGUGGUAAAAAGGGCCAAGAGAAAGCGCCCGAGAAAGGGGUGAAAGGAGGAGAAGAAGAAAACCGCAGCAAGGAAAGUGGAGAAAACGCCGUAGGUGUGGAGGCCAGCUGCGAUAAAAGAAACCCCCAGGAUAAGAUCGACGAGGGAGCAAGUGAAUCCGUUUCUUGUGACAAUGGAAAGAAAGCAAAUAUGAAGGGAGCUCGAGAGAACAAGGAAAAGCCAACGAAUGCUUCGGACUCUGUGAAGGAAGGAGAUGCUGAUACGAGCAACGAUAGUGUAAGCAACAAGGCGAAGAGUGGCGGCCCAUCCGAUCGCGGCAUCUCAGAUCGUAUUCUCUCCGACCGUGAAAGUGGAAACUGCAAUGAGGACCCCUUGAUUAAAAGUUUAUGUGAUAAGGAGCUGGCCAAGGUACAAGAACUAAUUAAACAAAUAAAAAAAAAUGAAGAGCUGUACAAUGACGAGCUAAACGGAGAUCUGUUCUUCCUCUACGACGAGCUGUAUCACACGCUCCUGGACCGCCUAGAGUCUGCAAACCUGAAAAAUAAAGACAUGAAGAAACUCAUAAAAAGGGAGAUGGAAAAGUUUAAGGAAAAUCACAGCAUUGUGUCGGACUACCUUAGGGGUUGCGAACACGAAGUGAAAGCGAUGCUGGUGAGUUGUGGCGGUGAUGCUGAACAGGCUGCUGAAAAAUCGGACGAAAAAUCUGGUGAAAAAUUGGACGACAAAUCAGCUGAACAGUCAGGUGAAAAAUCGGGUGAAAAAUCAGGUGAAGAGUCCCGGCAGCAGUCGGCGAAGAGCCAGCAGACACCCCCCCGGCAGCUCGACGAGGGAAUGCUGAGUCAAGUCAAAAAGUCCUUUCACCAAUAUCUAGAGCAAAAAUUGAAGGACGAUUAUUAUGAUCACAGCGCGUUGGAAGAGAAUUUGCUACACAACAGAAAUCUGAGCUUGCUCUUCCUUCUCUUUUGUCAGAAACACAUUAUCCAUUUUGUGCAGGAGGUAUUUUCCACCAUGUGCAUAAUUGUUGAGGAAGGUGAAAAGUGCAAGACUCAAAUGAGCUCCCUGUUGAAAAGACUCAACUGUAUGAAUCUCAUUUUACAUUUCCUAAUCACGACGAAUGAGCGGAACGGUGGUGUGGAAAACAGUGCUGUACAUACAGGCGGCACCACUACUGCGUACAUGCAAGGAUUGCACAACGACAUGAUGAUGUGUGUAAACGGAGUAACAACACAGGUGCGAAUGGAUUUGGUAGAGAACAAGGAUUACAUGGAUGUCAAGCGGGAGACAGAGGAAUUGGGUGAAAAUGACGAUCAGAAUAACCACCUACACCCAGAGCUACAUUUGCAUCACCAGGAACUGGCGAACAAAACAAAUUUCAGCGCAUUAAGCAAUGGGAGCAACAAAACCAGCAAAAUUAAUAAGCUUACCUUAAACAAGAAGACCUUCAACUACUUCCGAAAGGACAUGAACGAAACACAAGUCAGUCUGUCCACAUGCUUAACGGAUACAUCUGUUGUUGAUAAGAAGGUGCGUGAUAAAAAUGGAAAGAAGAAAGUUAUGAGUAAUGAAAAUGGUAGCAGCAGUGUAGUGGCCCCAAGCAGCGAUAAGGGAGUGGGAGGCGUGCCUUCCCCUAAGAAGACACCUUAUGAAAACACAGGCAGUGGUAGCGUCAGUGGAAGUGGAAAAAAUGCACAAGGGAAUGGCGUGACGAAUGAUUAUUUCAGCGACAUGAUGGUUUACAUUUCGUGGGUCCCCAAAAGUGCCCGGUGCCAGUACCCAUUGGAGUUACCAAAAAACUCAGCAGAGAGAAAUAAGCUAGCUGAAUACAUAGAAGCAAAGGAACAAAUGCUUUACAUUCUCAAACUCAUGGGAUAUGAAGAAAUUGAUAAUAUAUAUUUUCACCCCCCAAAAGGAUCUCAUAUCAAAAUAAAGUUUAAAACUUUAGCCUGUAUGAACAAAUUUUUAAAGGCGUAUAAAAAUACCCCUGAUAAAUGGAAAGAGGAUAUGUUCAAUUUUUUCAACAUCCCUUUGAGAAGCAGCAUAUCCGUGAGGGACCUUCGAAUUGAAAGAGCUGUCCCCAGAUCCUCAGCUGCAGAGUUUAAGAAAAUAAAAAAAAUGAAUAAAAAUUAUCAGGACUUGUUUUUAUUCAAGGAUAAUUAUAAUCUUUGUGAGGAUGGUAAUAGCAGCACUUCCAAGAUGGAAAAAGUGAACCUACAUUACGAUGCCUUUAAUAAGCACAUCAUUGUACAUAAUAAGGGUGCAGGUAAUGCAGCUGCUGCUACUGGUUCUGGUUCUGCUUCUGCUUCCCUUGGUGUUGUUCCUCCCACUGUAGCAGGUGCGGUGGUAGUAACGGAUGAUCACGAACACCACCACAAUGGAGCAAGCACCCAUGUUAGCCUGAAAAAAAAUGUUGAUCAGAGAAAAAGUAUUUCCAAGAUGAAGGGCAUUAUUGGAUCAAUGGGUGGUGACCUUAACUCUGGGGUUAUGCACGGCAUAGGUGGAACUCGAUCUCCCCUCGACGACCUGCACAAUGCAAAUAUGGCUUUGGGUAUGGACGCUGCUAGUACCGCUUCGUAUGGAGGCCUGGGCAGUUUUGGCGCUUUUGGAGGCGGAAUUUCUAGCCCCAUUUCCAGCGGCAUGACGAACAUUAUUGGGGGGGGUGUCGGCACCAGUAGUAGCCACCUGAACGGCGCGGGCAAUGGCAUGAGCAGUGGCAUCCAUGCACACCACCCCUUCUCAGCACACAACAACACCAGUACCACCACCACCACGGCCACCGCAGUGAUGAUGCCUAAUGGAAUGCUCAACAAGGUUAGCGGCAGUAGCGGCAACUCGCUGCACGGAGUUUAUAUGGGUGGUAAAAGUGGAGCGAAUAAUAUCAGAGAUGAAGGAAGAACCUUCCUAGCAGGUACCCAGAUGGGAAGUGGUGUGGUCAGUGGGGUUAGCGGUAUGGGAAGUAGCAUGGGAAGUAGCAUGGGAAGCAGCAUCAGUGGGCACUACGGCAGUCACAUGGGAAGUCAUUUAGGAAGUCACUUAGGAACGCAUUUAGGCACCCACUUAGGAAGCCACCUCAACAGCGACACCUUCAACCACUGCUCGAGCGGCAGGAUGCACAGCGGCUGCCUCAGUAACAAAGGAGGAACCGGAAAACCGAAUUACCCCAUUAACCAUAAUAACACCAUGUGUACGUCCAGGAGCUCCUCGAAAAAUUUGUACCUCAUGAAGAGCGCCAAGAACGUGAACAGCAAAGGUAGUUGCAUGGGAUUGGGUAGCGGUGCGGCUGGAGGAGUAGGAGGGUCAGGAUCCUUUCUGUCCACCUCUAAGUUCCUCGGUAGUGGCAAUAGCAGCAACAAUAACGGCAUGCAUGCACUAAACAAGGAUUUCCUCACCAAUGGAAGUUACACUUUAAAGAAGCAGACCCACUAUGCAUCCUUCUCAAAUAACUCCAACGGAAAUAUGAACUCUCUGAGUGACCAUAUGUAUGCCUUCAAUAGUAGCGGGGGAAGUACGACCAACAUGAAUGGAUUAAACGGGUCUAAUAAUGCAAAUCGUAUGAACGGAUUAAGCGACGUUAACGGUGUACACACAAUAAAUGGAGGCGUCAUUGGUAGCAGCGGCAUAGGUAGCCACAAUUAUGGAAGCAGCAAUAUCCGCGUUAAUACCAUUAACAAUAACACACAGCUGAGCAACAACAACAGUAAUAAUAAUUCUACUAGAGGGACACAAAACGAGACCACCAGUUUGAAUCACUUCUCCACCAGUGCAGCACACCUGGACGCGGCGACACUGACUAAGGAAAAAAAUUAUUUGCGUGGGUUUAAAAAUUGCUACAUGGGUAGCUUUGGAGGAGGAAGCGCUUAUUCAGAGAACAACCUAAACAACAGCUGUACCAAUAGUUGUAGUAACAGUCACGGGUUGAUUGGAUGCUCUCAUGGAAGAGUCGGCGGGGCAGAGUCGUCUUUGAAGUCUCACAAUGUAAGUUGCAACGACAGUGGAAGUGCUAGUGGUGGUAAUUGUCCUAGUAAUAAAUACGGAUCCGAUGUAGCUAACCAAAAGUAUGGAACCCAAAAUGAUGAUAUGAAAGAAGAUUUUAAAAAUUUGAUCAACAUAGAUUUUAUUAAUGACAUUGAUAUGGACUUUGACGAGAAGAACAAUGAUCAUAUGUCCGUGCACAAUGCCAGUGACCACAACAAUGGAAAUGUGUACAAAGGGUUCCACCACCUUCAUAAUAGGAGCACGAAUAAUGGCAAGCAGUUCAACGCGUUAGGCAGUUGCAUGAGCGAAGGACUCCUGAGCGGCAGCGCCACGUGUGUGGGAAACUGCCUGGGAGAAACGUGUGUAGGCAGCUGCAACGGAAGCAACAGCAUAAAGGCGCGCGACUUUGACAAGUUCGAAAAAUUUGACAAGUUUGAAAGCUACGACAAAUUUGAGAGCUAUGAUAAGUUUGACAAAUUUGACAAGUUUGACAAAUUUGAGACGUAUGAUAAGUUUGACAAGUUUGACAAAUUUGAGACGUAUGAUAAGCUCCCCUUUGAGAACAUGAACCACGAACCCAGUUACCGCAUGAACGGAGAGGAAGAUGAGGAGGGCGAAGAGGUGGAUGCAGAUGCAGAGGCACAAGAUGUAGAUCACUUCAACGACGAAAUGAACCUCAGCGGAAACCAGUUUGCCCACUCCAAUGCCACUCUAAGUAACAAGAAUAAAAUUGCAAGUGCCUGUGGAGUCACUGUUGAUGAUCAUCGCACUGGGAUGAUCUUGUCUGAAGGUUUCAACAACAAGUACUUCUGUGAAGACAAUCCAAAAAGUUUAUACAAUUAUUAUAAUAGUCCUAGCGGAGGUGGUAGUAUAGGAGGAGGAAUGCUUGCUCACACUACCUCCACAGCCACCACUGGCAAUAAGAGUAGUUUGCACGUGAAUUUAAGCACAAGUGGAAACAGCGCACAUAAUGGGAGCUCAGCAAUGUUGGGGGAAGCUACCUUGAGUAAUAAUAAUUAUAGUGGAGUUAUGGAGCCAUCAGAGAAUGGCAUAGUUACUUCUUCUGCAGCAAAUGGAUUAGCCAAUUCCUCUGGUAACUCUACCACCAACUCAGUUGGCAACAACGCCUUGACGAACACCGGCUCUUCCCUUUACCGAAACACCUUGACCCCUAAAUUGUACAUUGAUGCCAUCCCCGUGAACAAUACCUUUGGAAAAUAUGAUGAGGGAAAUUUUUGUGACGUAAAGAAGGAAGACAAGAUGAGAGCAGCAGGAGCAGCAGCAGCAGCUGCUGGAGUAGGUGAUUAUGAUUUAAAAAUGAGCGAAGAGGAUGCAAAUAAAGGCUUUUUAAGUUACUCCUUUCAAUCAUCACGUGUCGACAAUGAGCAAAGUUUUUCAGACAGUUACGUUAACUUCUUUUGA
Molecule: messenger RNA, 5796 nt
Organism: Plasmodium fragile
Lineage: Eukaryota; Apicomplexa; Aconoidasida; Haemosporida; Plasmodiidae
Exons: 1
Coding region: 1-5796 (1931 amino acids)
Source: RefSeq, a predicted model, not a curated record